CGCUGCGAGCGAGCGAGCGAGCGAGCGCGGCGAGCACCAGCAUGGCGGGGCUCCGGCGGCCGCAGCCCGGCGCCUCCCGCCGCACGGCCGCUGCGGCGAACCUUCUGCUGGGCGUCUUCCAGGUCCUGCUGUCCUGCUGCCGUCCGGGAGGGGCUCAGGGACAAGCGAUUGAGCCCUUGCCGAACGUGGUGGAGCUGUGGCAGGCUGAAGAAGGGGAACUCCUGCUGCCCACUCAGGGUGACUCUGAAGAGGACAUGGAGGAGCCUUCUCAAGAACAGAGCUUCUCAGAGAAACUAUUUACUGGAAAAGGCUUACAUUUCCAGCCGUCAGUUCUAGAUUUUGGAAUACAGUCCCUGGGGCAUCCUGCAGCGAAGCUUCUCUACGCAUACAACCCCAGCAGGGACAGCGAGGUUGUGGUGAACUCGGUGUUUACAGCUGCUAGACACUUUCAUGUUCCACCUGUCCAUUGCAGGGUCGUCCCAGCAAUGGGGAGAACUUCCUUCAGGAUUAUUUUCUUACCUACUGAGGAAGGGAGCAUCGAAAGCUCUUUAUUUAUUAAUACCUCUUCACACGGAGUCCUUUCCUACCAUGUAUCUGGAGUGGGCACUCGCGGAGUCUCUACAGAAGGGUCUGCUGAGCAGCUGCCCAACGCGUAUUUUCUGCUUCCGCAGGUCCAGAGCAUCCAGCUCUCACAGACCCAGGCAGAAACCACUAAUGCUACCCUCCUGCGGGUGCAGCUGGAAUGCAGUUUACAUAACAAAGUGUGUCAGCAGCUAAAGAGUUGCUAUCUGGGGCCUGGCAACGCUUUACCCUUGGAGAUGAGCAUAGUGGUCGCUGUGGAAAACUCCUCGAGGCAGCCUGAAGAGAGCACGCAAGCCCUCUUAGAUCACCUCUCUAUUGUUUACGUAGCUACUGCUGAGUCCGAGAGCACAGACGAAUCUGCAGUCAAUAUGUAUGUGCUGCAUUCAGGAAACAGCCUUAUUUGGAUACAGGAUAUCCAUCACUUCUCGCAGAAAAAUGCCCUGUCUCUGCAGUUUGAACCGGUGCUGCUACCUACUUCCACAACAAACUUCACGAAGAUCGCUUCAUUUGUUUGCAAAGCAGGUUCCUCGUGUGACCGCGGGGCUGUGGGUGUGAGGAAAAGGACAAGCAGCCCAGCUCUGAGAGCCUGCCUCUCCUCUCCUGUGGUCCAGGGGUAUUUCAGAGUGGAUGCCUCUGCAGCCCAGUUUCACAUAGAGCGUCACGAGAACGCGACAGGAGUGUGGUCGAUAUGGUACCGCAGCCAUUUUGACCAUAGCAUCGUAUUAAAAGACGUGUCUGUUUCCAAGGAGGCCAGGCACAUUUUAAAGGUUCUGAGCUUCCCUGGCCCUUUAUUUCUACCCCCAGGCUGUUGGAAUAUAUUUUCCUUGAAACUUGCUGUUAAAGACAUUCUCCUAAAUCUGCUCACCAAUGUGUUUCUGACUACGAACACGGGCGCCAUUUUUGCGAUACCUCUGCAGAUUUUCUCGGCCCCAGCCAAGGAAGGGAGUCUGGGUUUUGAAGUGAUAGCACAUUGUGGCAUGCAUUAUUUCAUGGGAAAAUCAAAAGCAGAAACUCCUCCUUGGGAUGGAAGCCUUUCUCUGGAUCGGUCUACCUGGGACAUGGAUUCUGAACUCGCAAAUAAACUAUAUGAAAGAUGGAAGCAUUACAGAAGUGGCCAUGUUUGCAGGAGAAAUGUUUUGGGAAUGACACAGUUUGGCUCUGUGAAGAAAUCCAAGGACUCAGAACCCUUGGUUUCCUUUUUGCCCCGCUUGGUCCUAGAGCCUGGCCUCGUGUUGAACUUUGGUGCCACUGCCCUCAGGAACAGCGUGGUGAAAUACUUUGUGGUGAGGAACCCAUCCCCUGGGCCGGUUUCCCUGCAGCUCCUGCCUCUCUCCCUUUACCCGAAACCUGAAGCCGCGCUGCGCCUGCUGCACAAAUGGUUUGGCACAGAUAUGCAGAUGGUUAAUUUCACAACUGGUGAAUUCCAGCUCACCAAAGCUUGCCCUUACCAGGGUGAGCCUUCAGAGUCCGGUUUGGGCGUGCUCCAUCUGCAUCUGCAGCCUCUGGAGAUGAGAAGGGUUGGUGUCGUGUUCACACCAGUGGACUAUGGAAAAGUCACCUCCCUCAUACUGAUCCGGAAUAACUUGACUGUUCUCGACAUGGUUGCUGUGGAAGGAUUUGGAGCACAAGAGCUCUUGAAAGUGGGCGGAAGACUUCCUGGUGCAGGAGGCUCACUCCGAUUUAAGGUGCCCGAGUCCACGCUGAUGGACUGUCGUCGACAACCGAAAGACAGCAAGCAUAUCUUAUCCAUCACAAAGAACUUCAAGGUUGAGAAUAUCGGGCCUCUUCCUGUAACCGUGACAUCGCUGAAAAUCAAUGGGUAUAACUGCCAGGGCUACGGGUUCCAAGUGCUGGAUUGCCGCCCCUUUUCUCUGAGCCCGAACACAUCCCGUGACAUCAGUAUCGUGUUUACUCCGGACUUUACCUCUUCCUGGGUCAUCCGCGAGCUGAUGCUGGUGACCGCCGCAGACCUGGAGUUCCACUUCACGCUCAACGUGACUCUCCCGCAUCACAUGCUGCCCUUGUGUGCAGAGGUGGUUCCGGGUCCCAGCUGGGAGGAGUCCUUCUGGAGGCUCACCGUCUUCUUUGUCAGUUUGUCCCUGUUGGGUGUGAUCCUGAUAGCCUUCCAGCAAGCACAGUACAUUCUGAUGGAAUUCAUGAAAACAAGGCAAAGGCAGAACGGCAGCUCGUCCUCACAGCAGACUGGUGGUCCAGUGGACGUGGUCAGCUCCCACUCUCACAAAAGCAAUUGCAAGAACUUUCUUGACACGUACAACCCGUCUGAUAAAGGCAGAGGGAAGAGCUGCCUUCCGGUGGGCCCUCCCCUGAGCAGGAUCCAGAAUGCGUCCAAGAGGAGCCCAGCCACCUAUGGGCAUUCUCAGAAGAAGCAUAAGUGCUCCUUCUACUACAGCAAACAGAAACCCAGUGCCUCUGUGGCCAGCAGUGCCAACAUCGCCACUGAGGAGAAGCAGACAUUGACCCUGGCAAGCUCCCUGUCUGCUGCCAAGGAAGAUGUUUGCACCGAUGUCACGAGUGAGAACUGGGUCAGCCUCAAAUAUGCCAGUGGUGUGAAUGUCAGCUUGCAGAAGAAUUUAACCCUCCCCAGAAAUGUACUGAGCAAAGAGGAAAACUCAGUGAGAAACACAGUUGUCGAUAAUACUUCUUCAGAAUGUAGUAUGAAGGAGGGACCACAGACAUGUAUGUUUCCUAAGGAAACUGACACUAGAACUCCAGAACCCGUGGCCGAGCUCAAGGAACAAGAGCCCUGCCCACAGAAGACUUCUAAGAAGCCACCUGAAAGUCCUUUGCCCAAAAGCCCACCUCAGUACCAGCAGUCAGACAUGCCAGAAGUCUCCAGGAAACACGGGAAUAACCAGCCGGUGCCUGUCAAGACCGAAGCAGACAGCAGUGAGACUGUAAAGGGGGCUGACACAAGGCUGCCUUCCUCCAGGAGGAGUCAGAGAGCAUCUCCAGAGGGCGCCUGCUCCGAGAAGCAGGACACACCGGCACCGGAGCAGGAAGAUCCUUACAGGAGGAGGAAGCUUCAGGAGAAGAGAGAAGGAAGCACACCGGCCCUCGGUUGGAAUAAAAGCCGAACAUGUAGGAAAAACAAGAAGAGGGUCGUUGCUCAGGCCUCCAGGCCUUCUGGACAGAGUGAACCAAAACCCAUGUGCAGUGGCUUUGAGAGGCCAGAGCCCAGCGGGGACGGCAGAAGCUGGAGUGCACAGGAUAGCACGAGGGAGAUGUGCAAACCUGGCGUGGAAACUUCGGGCAGCUUCCCUGCACGGAGAGAGGAGGUGGCGCUAGUGGGAACCUCCUUGGCGCAGCACGGCCCCUCUUCCGCCUCUCCAGACAGUUACUACCAGAAAGCUGAGAAGAAGUAUGCAGACAAGUUUUGCUCGGACUCCAGCUCUGACUGUGGCAGCUCCUCGGGCAGUGUGCGGGCCAGCCGGGGCAGCUGGGGCAGCUGGAGCAGCAGCAGCUCGGACUGCGACAGGAAGCCAUUGCUGGAGGCGCAGCCCUUCCCGCCAGCGGGAGACGGUGCCUCCCCUCAGGAUUUCCCUCCGGAAGCUUCCAUCCCCUUGAACCUCGCUCACCACAUCUGCAGCCCCGCCGAUGUGAGUGGCCUGUCCCAGUUCGCAGAGUCCUCCUGUGCCAGUCUUCCUGCCGUGCCCUCAGGUGCUGGAGAAGAGAAAGGUCUGUAUCCACCUGGAGGCCUGUGGCCAUCCCAGCCCGUGUGUCUGACCAGCAGCUUCAGCUGCCCCGCAGAGAGCGAUGCGCCGGGCACAUCACAGGAGCCUGCCGCCAUCCCUGACAGCAGCUUCAUUGAUUGGAGUGCAUCCUGCGAGGGCCAGUUUCCCAACGUGUACUGCCCACUGGACCUGAACGACUACAAUGGCUUUCCAGAAGAAAACAUGAAUUACACCAAUGGCUUCCCCUGCCCCUCCAAAGCUCAGACCGACUUCGUUAGCCACAGCGCUCCCUCUACCUGGAACUCCCCAGCCGGCGACCCCACUGCCUGGGAGCACACCAGUUUCGUCAACUCUCCGUCCUACCUCACCAGCACCCGAAGUUUGUCUCCCAUGUCUGGACUUUUUGGUUCCAUCUGGGCUCCACAAAGCGACGUGUAUGAAAGUUGCUGCCCCAUCAGCCCCACCACGGAACAUUCGACCCACAUGGAAAACCAGGUCAUGUGCAAGGAGUACUACCCGGGGUUUAACCCGUUCCGUGCCUACAUGAACCUGGACAUCUGGACUAGCACUGCGAAUCGCAGCGGCAGCUUCCCCCUGUCCCGGGACUCCAGCUACUGCGGGAACGCGUGAGGGAGUUGGCUCUGAGCGGUGUGAAUAAAGGGCCUUGCGUUUGAUGCCUAGCGUAAACUGGUUGUUGAGAUAGAGUACGACAUUGGUGGAUAUUUUGGCACUUUUAUAUAAAAAAAAAUAAAUGUUUGUUUGUUUGUUUUUGUUUUUUUAAA
Messenger RNA from Arvicola amphibius (Eurasian water vole), 5056 nucleotides. RefSeq names its product transmembrane 131 like (gene Tmem131l). The record is from RefSeq and is a predicted model, not a curated record. Bases 42 to 4904 code for a protein of 1620 amino acids. NCBI's taxonomy places the organism in Eukaryota, Metazoa, Chordata, Mammalia, Rodentia, Cricetidae. The transcript is spliced from 35 exons. Gene Ontology annotation, cellular component: membrane.